Molecule: messenger RNA, 378 nt
Organism: Moesziomyces aphidis
Lineage: Eukaryota; Fungi; Basidiomycota; Ustilaginomycetes; Ustilaginales; Ustilaginaceae
Source: the annotation of a GenBank genome assembly
AUGAACGAGGGUGCUUGCUCCCAAGGUCCCAAGCACUCGAGGCGUACGAGGAACGAUGCGGAAGAUGCUGCUGCAGGUCCCGCUGAAGAGUCCGACUCGCGACUUCCGAAGAGCGAGGGAGGAGCGGAGGUGCUCGGCAAAACCACCUCAUAUGCAGACACGCUCUGCGUGACACAGCUUCAUUCCGGCGAUGUUCACGUCGCCAAGAAAUCGCGACAUGGACAUGUCCGGUUGCGCAUGAGCGAGAGGGCGUAUGCUAGGAUGCAGCAAUGUGGUCCGGGCACCAGUGGAGGGCAAGCGCGCCAAGCGCGGCUUGAGAGCAACGCAAAGCGAGGUACCGCCGAGGAGGAGGCCGAUGAGACGAGUGAGAGCGAAUGA